AAUUUGCGAGUAAAAAAAGGAUCGUAAUGACUGAAUGAGUUAUUCCUGUAUUAACAGCCAAAAUAUACGCUAGACAUGUCUUACAGAGAUUUAAGGAAUUUUACUGAGAUGAUGAGAGCACUAGGCUACAACAGACUUAUCUCCAUGGAGAACUUUCGCUCACCCAACUUCCCAUUGGUAGCAGAAAUCCUGGUUUGGCUCACACAUAGGUUUGAUCCUGAUGCAGAUAUUCAUACAGAAUAUCACAGCGAGGACGAAAGGGUCAUGAUGGUUCGGUCUGUCGCAGAAUUCAUGGCCGUCAAUGCUGGGGUCAAGUUGAACACCAAGUGGCUCUACCAAGCAGACGGCUAUGCAGUCAAGGAGCUCUUAAAAGUUGCGGGCCUGCUUUACGAUGCUUUGAAGGUUGACAGAUCUCCCAAUGAACAGCAUAGUCUGAUCACAUCCUCAAUGAUAGAUCUAUCCUCACGACUUUCAGACUUAAAGUUAACACGAGAGCUGGCAUCCAGGAUCACAGCAAAAGGAGCGUCCCUAUACCAACUACUGGGGAAAGAAGUUCAGUUGAGGGAAGAGCGGUUGGCAAGCGUGAGUUCUCAGUUGGAGCUGUCAGUCGUAGAGGAGGGCCUCAAAGAAGCAAUCACUACCAGCAAAAACAGUGUUACCACCACUCAAGCUGCCAUAGAAAAUGUUGCCGCAACAGAAACGAGUCUUGACGCCAAAAUUGAAAAAAGGAAACAAGAUCUUGAGCGCAACAACAAACGAUUGCAAACACUCAAAAAAGUCAGACCAGCUUUCCUAGAGGAGUUUGAACGUCUAGAGGUGGAGUUGCGUCGUCUGUACCAAGACUACCUCACCAGGUUUCGCUGUGUUGCCUUCCUCGAGCAGCAACUAGAAGAUGCUGAGCUAGCGGAGCAGGAUCGUUUGGAACUGAGACAGGCGGCAACGAGAAAGAUGUUGGAGAAAAUGCGGCAAGAAGAAGCUUUAAAACUGCUGGAUGAUGAUUUGAUGGACCCGAGCUCAAUUGCACCAACUGAGCCUUUGGAACCAACCAAAGCAGUUCAGUCUCAAGGAUCCAAAAUAACUAGAGUCAGAACCUCAACGGGUGCUGCCGGCAGUAGAGUGUAUGGUGGCAUGAACGUAGGCGAAGAUGAGAGUUUGGACAGUGAUAGCGAUCUGUUGUUGGAUGAUGACAACGAAUCAGCUUCCGAUGACGAUUUGGAGCUUCUAGACCCAUCGGGAAACCUAACGGACCACUCGGACGAUGACUUCUAAUUGGGUAGACCCAUAGUAGUUUAAGUUAUAGAAAUAGAGAAUAAACAUAUCUAUAUCCAAACAAACUUUUUCCAAAGAGUACCCUAAGCUUUUCUUACCCUUGAAGCCCUGAGGAUAUUUUGAUAAUUGUUUUAGUGUGCUAAAAUAUUAUACUACACUACAUUCAAAAUCAAAUUUAGGACAGUAAAAAUCGAGAUUCUCAUAGGAUUAUGUAUUUAAAUGAUAUUCAGUAUCACAAUAAUUUUACAACUAAAUACAAAUGUAACAAUAACGAUCACAACCAUGUUGCCGCGUAGGGCUUGAGUCAGAUUUCUCGUAGACACCUAGUAUUUACAAAGUGAGCAUCUCAUGAAUAUGCCCCAUAUUAUACAGUCACUCUUCACAUUCACACGUUGAUUAAUGUGACAGGAUGAAGGUCGUUGGUACAGUCAUCACUAGAAUUGCAGGAGCAAGUACAGUCAAGAAUGAUUUUUGUCUAAUCUGAUUGGACUAAAGUGAAAGUGUACAGUAAUAUCUCACUGUUUUCUAAUCUAAUUAGAUCUUAUCCACAAGAUAUCUUGCUAGAGAGCUCUCAAGCUAGAGUACAGUCAAACCUGAUAGGAACAAAAUUAUUUUUCUUUUCUUACCCAAUUGUAAUUAUGUGCAUGACUUUUAUUUGAACUCAAUAACAUAAAAUAACUGUUAUGUUUACUUUUUGUGACGGUCCUGAAAUCGAUGUUUCAAUAACCUUCAUCCUGUUGACUCUAAAUGCCAUUAAGAUUGUAAUGAAGUGCUUAUGGUAACCAUAAAUAUAGCCUAACCUAGACUAGGAAUGAAACCUAGAAACGAAACCUAGAAUGUAACCUAGACUAGAAAUGAAACCUAGAAACGAAACCUAGAAUGUAACAUAGAAAACAAUCUGUCAAGAGAGUUUUGUCAGUUGAUGAGUUCAUUCAUAGCCAGGAGUAAUUGGAAAUGACAAUAAAUGUAGAAUUUGUGUACAACUGAAUGCAAAAUGUUGCUGCAAUUUGUGUAAA
Molecule: messenger RNA, 2285 nt
Organism: Macrosteles quadrilineatus (aster leafhopper)
Lineage: Eukaryota; Metazoa; Arthropoda; Insecta; Hemiptera; Cicadellidae
Product: clusterin-associated protein 1 homolog
Exons: 9
Coding region: 76-1269 (397 amino acids)
Biological process (GO): cilium assembly
Cellular component (GO): centrosome; intraciliary transport particle B; cilium
Source: RefSeq, a predicted model, not a curated record